Molecule: messenger RNA, 1035 nt
Organism: Ochlerotatus camptorhynchus
Lineage: Eukaryota; Metazoa; Arthropoda; Insecta; Diptera; Culicidae
Product: serine protease grass-like
Exons: 5
Coding region: 1-1035 (344 amino acids)
Biological process (GO): proteolysis
Molecular function (GO): serine-type endopeptidase activity
Source: RefSeq, a predicted model, not a curated record
AUGAGAUUCAUUGUACUUGUAAGCCUAUUUAUUCAACUGGUGACUGCAGAAACAGUCCUCCAUCCGUGUACCCACAAUGAAUUUUGCAUCCCUCUGAGCAUAUGUCCAAUGUUCAAACAAUAUACCGGUUCAGCCUCUAGCAAAUGGCCCGAGGAAGUUCGAAACAUUGCCAGGAAUAAACUUUGCAAUCGGGAAAAGAUUGGUCAGCAAACGGUCUACAGCGUCUGCUGUCCUUCAGUUAUGAACAGUCAAACCUGUGGCUCUCAAACCAUUGACAGAAUUUCAUUCGGUCAAGUGGCAUUGCCUUUCGAAUUUCCAUGGAUGGCACUGUUGCGAGACAAGCACGGGAAGUUUGUCUGUGGUGGGACUCUCAUAAGCCGCAGAUUCGUCCUAACGGCGGCCCACUGUAUCAACAGUGCCAAAAUAGAAUCGGUGCGAUUGGGAGAAAAUGACAUCACCCAAAAACACGAUUGCAUCAUUCCGGAUGAAAAGCGCGAUUGUGCUCCUCCACCACAGGACAUAAUGGUCACAAAAAGCACCAUCCAUCCCCAAUAUAGCGCACGGCACAAGAAGAACGACAUAGCUCUUCUCCGGCUAAAGCGGCCGGCUACUUUAGGAGCCAGUGUUCGUACGAUUUGUCUCCCCAAUAAAAGCAAGGAGCAGUGGGAAGUUCAUCCAUCGAUGUUGAUCGUGUCCGGCUGGGGCCUCACCGAAAUGAACGAAUCCUUUGAUGUGCUGAGAUAUGCGCAGGUCCCAGUGGUGUCGAGGAAAGACUGUGCUCCGCGAGUACAACAUUUAAGCUCUUUUCUAAGGUUGGAUGACAGCCAAGUUUGUGCCGGAGGAGUUGAUAAGGUGGAUAACUGUCCUGGUGACUCGGGAGGGCCGCUGCAGUACUUUUACAACAUCACAUCAAAAUACAUCCAGUACGGAGUGGUAUCGUAUGGCGUGAAGAGCUGCGGUGUAAAAAGUGAACCCGGAGUGUAUACAAAAGUUGAACACUUCAUCGGUUGGAUUGUCGAGCAUGUCGACGAAUAG